This is a messenger RNA of Micromonas pusilla CCMP1545, 1134 nucleotides long. RefSeq lists its product as uncharacterized. The transcript has 2 exons. Gene Ontology annotation, cellular component: cytoplasm. Gene Ontology annotation, biological process: post-chaperonin tubulin folding pathway; tubulin complex assembly. The record is from RefSeq and is a predicted model, not a curated record. Lineage: Eukaryota; Viridiplantae; Chlorophyta; Mamiellophyceae; Mamiellales; Mamiellaceae. Gene Ontology annotation, molecular function: tubulin binding. Bases 1 to 1089 code for a protein of 362 amino acids.
AUGGAGGCGAAGCGCUCGCAGCUGAUGGACCGACUGACCGCGAAGGACGAAGCGCGCCGAGCGGACGCGGACGCGCGCAGGGCGGAGGCGGAGCGCGCGGCGGACCCGCGCGAGAACGUCGACGCGUUCCUCCGCGCGUUCGAAGAUCGCCGCGUCGCCGUCCUCGCCGCGGUCGACGCCGCGACGGCGGCGCACCCCGACGCGGGCGCGGACGCCACGCGCGAGACGCUCGACGCGCUUCUUAAAGAUGCGCUCGAGAUGGAGAAGUCCGUCGCGGAGGCGUCGUACUUCCUUCCGCCGUACGACGCGCGCGCGUGCGCGGCGGCGACGGAGACGACGAAGGGCGUCGUGCAGUCGACGCAGGCGACGCUGCUUCCGAAGAAGAAGUUCUCGUUCUCGUCGCGGAAGAAGAAGGAGAAGGCGAAGGAGGUGGAGGGGGGAGAGAGGGAGAAGGAGGUCGGCGAGGUCGAGCGCGACGUCGAGCGCGCGAAGGCGAACGCGCGCGGCGACUCGGCGGCGGCGGCGUCCGCGGCGGCGAAAUUAGCCGCGUUGACCGCCGCCGCGGACGACGGCCCCGGGCUGCGCGACCUCACCGGGGAGACGUGCGUCGUCACCGCGAGCGAGCUCCGCGAGGCGAACGGCACCGGGGCGGGGGACUACGUCCUCGUGAACCUGACGGACGUCACCGUGUUCAUUCUCGGCGCCGUUCGAGCGUUGCGGUGCCAUAAUUUAAAAAACGUGCGCGUCUACGGCGGUCCGGUGGAAGGCAGCGUCCACGCGCAAGGGCUCGACGGGUGCCACCUCGAGAUCGCGACGCGACAGAUGCGCAUACACGACGCGAGGAACGGGACGGCGUUUUACCUGCGCACCAAGUCGCGGCCGAUCAUCGAGCACAGCACCGGCGUCGGGUUCGCGCCGUUUACGUUUUCGUACGACGGGUCAGAGGACGCGUUGGCGCGCGCGGGCAUGGAGCCCGACCCGGGGACGUGGCGAGAGGUGGACGACUUCGGGUGGAUCAAGCAGCAGCAGUCGCCGAACUGGAGGAUCAUCCCGGAGGAAGAGCGCGUCGCGCCGCCGCCGGCGCCGUAGCGCGAGCUCGUUCAGGCGAAAAGAAUGAAUGACAAAAAAUAGCUC